Messenger RNA from Prorocentrum cordatum, 888 nucleotides. Lineage: Eukaryota; Dinophyceae; Prorocentrales; Prorocentraceae. The record is from the annotation of a GenBank genome assembly.
GUCAGCACAUUCCUGGCGAGUCUUUCCCGCAGGGGCACGCCGGGGGCAGCAGUCCUCGGGCGCAGCGUGCUGCUCGGGGGCGAGCCUCUGGAUCUUUCGGGGCACGACUCCCUGAAGCUCGGAGUGCACUCGGCACAGGGGCUGAGGCUCUUCGGCGCCGCCGCGCGUGUGGCACUUCUGGCGAGGUCCAGCGACUACGCGAUGGAGGGCCCCCUGGGCGGCACCGUCACGGCCGCGUUCGAAGUAGCGGCGCUGCUUGUCCUGCUCGGCAUGAGCCGCGGAGCCAUCUUCAAGGCUCCUGCCUCCGUCCUCCUGGCAGGCUCAGGCGCCGCCGUCUUCGCCUUCCGCAAUCGCCUGAACUUGUCCGGUGACGCGGUGUCCGACAGCCUCUUUGUACUUGCUCACUGCUGCGAUCUGCUCGCCGCGCUGGCGUACCUCCUGCGCGCCGCGCUGAUCGAAGGCAGCGGCUGGGGCGGCGUCUCGGUCGGCUUCGCUCAUGCGCUCAUGCCCCUCCAGGCCUCCCUCUCGGCGUACUACUUCCUGCAGGCGUUCCCUUUCAGCGCGGAGCUCGUGGCGCAGGGCCAGCCUUUUGCCGUGCUCCAGGCCGCCAACACCGUGGCCUGCGGUGCCUACCUUGCGGCGGCCGCCCUCUACGUCGCGGAGUGCCUGGAGGAGGGACGCCGCGCUCGGCGACGGGCCGCAGGCGCCGCUCUCGCGCCGGGGCGUCGCCGUGUGAGGCCGCAUGCCCGGGCGCGCCCCGAGCCUCCCCCCGCGCCCGCCGCCGCUCCCCUGGCGUCGGCUGCCGCGCCCGUAGAUAUGGACCGCAGUGUGCUGCCCCUCGGGUCCACCAUCGCGUCAAAACCGCCCGGGUCGACUCGUACUCGAUAG